AUGUUCAAACUUGUUCCUAUCCUUCUUGCUUUCGCAGCUCUCACUUACGCUGACGCUGAUUGCGAAUACGAUUGUGAACCCAUCUACACCAUACAAUCUGACCCCUUCAACCUCGUCCUCAUAUCUGAAGAUCCUUCCCUGAACGGCAAAACGCUAUCUGCAUGCCAUGCAGGUGCAGCAAUUUUCACGCUUUGCCCCACGCUUUCAGAAGAAGGGGCGCAGUAUCCCGUUGUCCUGACCCACAACACAACCGACACUGCCAUCACAAACACCUUCGGCACCCAAGGCAUCCUCUCCUGGACCAUCCCCUACGACCCCUACCCCAUCGACCUCUCUGUGCUCCUCCAACCCCAAGACAUCGUUCCCCUAUCCAUUGCCCAACUCGCCAUGACCUACAGUGGCGACGGCAGCCUCUCCUUUGACAACAACGACGUACUGAAUUUCCAGAAUCCGAUUACUUGGGGGGCGGAGAAACCGGAAAUGGGGGAGUGGACGGGAUAUUAUCGCUGGUGGGUCUGCUUCACGUACUAUGGGACGGGAAUGCCUCACGACGCGGCUCUUGAGACCUGCCCAUGCAAUGGAUACGUCGAGUUUUGCCAGAGGAGGUUUUCCAACAUCUCUAUGGUCGUCGCACAUAACAGCCCAUUCGUGAGGCCACACAACGCAGCCAGCAACCAAGACUACCCAGUGCUUAAUCAGCUCAAUGAUGGAAUUCGAGGGUUGCAAUUCGAGACCCAAAAACCCAACGAGACCUCCGCUAUACGCCUCUGCCAUACCUCCUGCAGCCUGCUCGACGUGGGCACCCUCGAAUCAUACCUCGCAACAGUCAAAGGCUGGCUCGACCAGAACCCGUUCGAAGUCAUUGCUAUCAUGAUGGGCAACAACAACGGUCAGGAUACCCGAAACCCAGCGACAGACUAUAUCGCACCUUUUCAAAACUCAGGAAUUAUGGAAUACGUAUGGACACCGCCUUCGGCUAGUCUGAACCUGACGGACUGGCCCACAUUGGCCGAGAUGAUUAUUAGGACUAAGCGUGUCGUGGUGAUGUUGGACUAUGGUGCAGACCAGGAACAAGUCCCGUGGCUGCUCAGCGAAUUCAACUACCAGUGGCAAACCCCCUUUUCGCCAACCGAUCCCGCGUUCCCCUGUACGGAGCAACGACCCCCAAAUCAGCCAGAAGAAGUCUCACGCGAGCGCAUGUACGUGAUGAACCACAACCUGAACAUCGAAGUCAGCCUCCCGGGUGUAAGCAGCAUCCUCAUACCGGCAUACUCCCUUCUCGAUGAGAUCAAUGCUGUGUCCGGAAACGGCAGCGUUGGUCUUAACGUACAAAACUGCGAAAAAAUGUGGACUCGUCCGCCGAAUUGGAUACUCGUCGACUACUACAACUACGGCAACUUUAAUGGCUCUGUCUUCCAGGUUGCUGCGACGGCCAAUAACGUCACGUACAAUGAGCAGUCGUGCUGUGGCACAGAGGGUACCAGCGCGGCACAUAUUUUGAGAAGUCAAGGGCUUUCCAUAGCUUCAUUGUUCGUUGGCGCUUAUCUGUUGUGGUGA
This is a messenger RNA of Alternaria triticimaculans, 1557 nucleotides long. RefSeq lists its product as uncharacterized. The transcript is spliced from 5 exons. Gene Ontology annotation, molecular function: phosphoric diester hydrolase activity. NCBI's taxonomy places the organism in Eukaryota, Fungi, Ascomycota, Dothideomycetes, Pleosporales, Pleosporaceae. The record is from RefSeq and is a predicted model, not a curated record. Bases 1 to 1557 code for a protein of 518 amino acids. Gene Ontology annotation, biological process: lipid metabolic process.